AUGUCCAAUAGCCUACCACUCCAGUGGUUCAAUGACCGCCUCGGCACAGCUAACGGUCUUGUCAAGCUCGGGGGUGGUAUCGGUGCCACAGUCAUGGCGCUUGUUGUGCAGCAGCUCAUCGAUAAAGUUGGCAUCGCCUGGACCUUCCGCGUCAUGGCCUUGACCUCUCUGACGAGUGGGAUUCCGACCGCCUUGCUAAUUAGAGAGAGGGCGCCCUCUGCCUCCUCUACAAUAAACAUGUCGCUCUUCCGAAACCUGACCUUUUUCUUCCUGUUCGUAGCCGGUUUCACUGGGAUUUUCGCCCUCUACAUCCCUUCUUUCUUUCUGCCUACCGUCGCCACCUCGAUCGGACUGUCCUCCACGACUGCUGCGGCUGUCAUGGCUUGCUACAAUGCUUGCAUGGCCCUGGGCCGUCUGGCUUCAGGCAUCGCCUGUGACAAGCUCGGCCCCACCAACAUGCUGCUCCUGACUAUGGCCCUCAACGCCGUCACUAUGCUGGCGAUAUGGUCCGUUGCAUCCACCUUAGCUGUACUCUUCGUAUUUGCCGCUCUGAAUGGAAUCGCAAAUGGGGCCUUCUUCGUCACCAUGCCGACAGCCAUCGCAAGACUACUGGGCCCACAUGCGGCGCCUGCGGGCAUAGGUAUGGCCAUCACAGGCUGGAGUGUCGGUGACCUGCUGCGUAAUCCGAUUGCCGGCUUCCUGAUCGCUGCCACGCAUGCAGAUCGAGCGAACUCUAUCUUGCCAUAUCGUGCGGCCAUCUUCUAUGCCGGCGGAACGGCCGCCGUCUCAACAGCUCGCGUACUGGUGGCUUGGCUGAGAAUGGAUGCUAAUCUUAUCAAGAAGUUUUAG
This is a messenger RNA of Aspergillus caelatus, 849 nucleotides long. Its product is annotated as major facilitator superfamily domain-containing protein. The transcript has a single exon. Lineage: Eukaryota; Fungi; Ascomycota; Eurotiomycetes; Eurotiales; Aspergillaceae. The record is from RefSeq and is a predicted model, not a curated record. Gene Ontology annotation, molecular function: transmembrane transporter activity. Gene Ontology annotation, cellular component: fungal-type vacuole membrane. Gene Ontology annotation, biological process: transmembrane transport. Bases 1 to 849 code for a protein of 282 amino acids.